Messenger RNA from Chara braunii, 2278 nucleotides. Lineage: Eukaryota; Viridiplantae; Streptophyta; Charophyceae; Charales; Characeae. The record is from the annotation of a GenBank genome assembly.
UUCUCCUUUUCCUGAGGCGUUGGCAGGCGCACGUGAAUUUUCAGCAAUGGGCAUCGAAGUGGAGCGCGUUGUGCACGACAGAGCAUUGCUGGACAUUGUGGAGCUUGUGUGCCCAAUAUGCGAGAAUCUGUUGUCUCAUGAAGAUACUGUGGAGACCCCUUGUGGCCAUCUGUUCUGCAGUUCGUGUGUGGCGCCCUUCGUCAGAUCUCAUUCGGAAUGCCCUCAGGACCGCAGUCUGGUGCGAAUGACAGACCUUAAGCCUGUAAAAGAGUCGAAUGCGUACAUAUAUCGCUUGUUGGGCCGAUCGCUUGUGCGCUGUGCUAGACACGGUGAUGGAUGCAAGUGGAUUGGAGAGCUCUCUGAAGCAGCUUCACAUUCAUCACAGUGUUGCAUCACGACAGGGCAGCGGUUGGCCAUGCCGGGCAGCAGCAGCAGCAGAGAAUCGCCGGUCUCUCUCCUCUCUCAUCGGGGGAAGGAAAGGGGUGAGGAUAUUUGCUCCAGCUGUGAUGAGAAGAACUUUGAGAUUGGGAUGCUGCGGUCCGAGGUGGACCAGAAGAUAAUGGAGAAUGGCGAGUUGAUGCUGAAGCUCUCCGAAAGUUUGAAGGAGAAUGAGGAGAACUGCAAGCACAGGUUGGAAAUGCGGCAGCAAAUAGAGAAACUUAAACGGGCAUGUAGUUGCAGUAGUCAACAAAUGGACGCGAAGGUAGCCGAUGGGUGGAAAGCUGUGGUGUCCCUGAACACCAUGGCGAUGAAUGAGAAGGAACAUGAAAUCUCACAGCUCCAGCAGAAGCUGAAAACACUUAGAGACCGAUUGUCGGACCUCGAGAAAACACGUCAGGGUAUGCUGGCUCCUGCUGCUUUUAGGGCUCCUGCUUCUGCUCCUCCUCCUGCUGCUCCUCCUGCUCCUCCUGCUCCUUCUGCUGCUCCUGCUCCUGCUGCUCCUGCUUCUGUCCCAUCGCCUGUAGAGUUGAGGAUGUCAUCACCACCGCUCAGUCACAAUAGCACAGAAAACUACUGUCACGUGCGGCAAAUGCAGCUGGAGAACAGCGUUAACGAUUUCCAGCGCACACUGGACAAUCUCAUGUGUCAUGUGAGCAAUCAAUUGUCAACGGUAGAUGCGUCUGCACAGGGCCAACAUCUCGGCAAAGGGGAUCUCUCAGCAACCUCUGCUCUUGAGCAUGUGGCCGGUGUCCUCCGCGCCAAUGCUUUGAAGAGACCGCCUGGCACUCUAGUGCAAGACUUGUUUCUUUGCAUGCAAAGGCAUCAUGACGGUGGUUUGUUUAGGAGGAAGGGUAUCAUAUCUCUAGAUCUGUUCCGGCGACAUCGUAGGGGUUGGGCCACGCUCCUUGCAGCAGCAAAGGACUGCGGAUCCAUCUGGUUUACGCCGAAACAAAUCAGCCGGAUAAAGCAGUGGUAUUCCGAGAUUGAACCAGUGGGAGCAUCAGCCUCUGCGAUAGGAAGAGCAUGAAGUGGAGGGCACUGCAGAAAGGUCCUCGCUUGGGUAGGACCUUAAGGAGGGGAAGAAGGAAGGAUUUUCACGAGCUUUUCUGAGAAGAUCUUGGGAGGGCGCUAUUUGGGGCUGAAUCGUCCUGCUUGCGGCAUGCAAGGAUUGUUGUUGACCGAUCUCGUCCGCAAUGAAGAAACAGAGAAUCAGGAUCAAGUAAGUGGUGGUUUUUGUUACGACUGGACUGUUCAAACUAUGCACAUCUUCGACACUGCAAAUUCAUGAAUGAGAGGCCAGUUGCUUGGCGGGCAUGACAGGAGGGAGGGGAGCUUAUCGCCGAAGGACUGAGGAGGUGUUCUGAGUAGUUCCUUGGACAUUGAUGGUUUUCUCACCCCUCUUCCUUGUUGCAUGGAACAAGCGUCUGCCUGUUUGACUUCAUACCUGGAGUUGCAGGUAGGGAAGACCUGUCAGGCCAACUCCAUUGUGCAAUUAUAUAUAUUAUAUAGACUAUAGUAUUAUAUCAGUCUGCACUCUGGAGUCGUUUUGCGCUGAAUGCAGUAAAAAAAGCACGCCCAAUGGAUAAAGUGGUGGUGGUAUGUGCAAUGGAGCAACAUAUUUGUGUCCGCAGAGUCUGCCUUGCGGACCCAAUGAGUUGUGAAUGGAUUGUCAGACCUGAGGCCAAGGUACAGUGCUGCAAGCAACAUGCCGUCACCACACUUCUGUGAGAAGGUGCUGUGACGACCACUGUCAUCCAGCACAGUCUAUGAUGGAAACAGCCAAGGUUUCCUAGUCGAGACACUUGGCGUAACAUCAUAACAAAACAAUUUAGCCACC